CCGGCCAGUCGUUUGACGCCUGCCGCGCGAGCGGGUGUCGCCGCGAGUGUCGCGCGUCAUGGUCGUCGCAUGACCGCUGGAUCCGAGGAUCACGCCGGCCGUGGAGCGCUCGCUGUGGGCCCCGGGCGGCGCGGGCAUGCGCUUCGAGGGCGGUGAGCGGCGCGACGCCGUCGCCUUCCACCCGCUGCUGGCGCCGCGGCCCAGCGACUUCUCCGUGUCGGCGCUGCUGACGGCUGGCGCUCUGCCGCCGCCGCCCUACCUGCCGGCCGCGCUGGCCGCCGCCGCCGCUCUGUCCGCGCCCUGUCCGCUGCUGAAACCGCCGCCGCCACCGUACGCACCGCUGCCUCCCGACGACGACGGGGUCAUCGACGACCCCAAAGUCACGCUCGAGGGGAAAGACCUCUGGGAGAAGUUCCACAAGCUGGGCACCGAGAUGGUGAUCACCAAAAGUGGCAGACAAAUGUUUCCCCAAAUGAAGUUCCGCGUAUCUGGAUUGGAUGCUAAAGCAAAAUAUAUUCUCCUCCUGGACAUCGUAGCCGCUGACGACUACCGAUAUAAAUUUCACAACAGACGUAUGUUUCCUGCCUACAAAGUUCGCGUUUCUGGUCUUGAUAAAAAAGCAAAAUACAUUUUGCUAAUGGACAUCGUAGCUGCCGACGAUUGCAGAUACAAAUUCCACAACAGUCGGUGGAUGGUAGCCGGCAAGGCUGAUCCAGAGAUGCCCAAGAGGAUGUACAUCCAUCCCGACUCGCCGUCUACAGGCGAGCAGUGGAUGCAGAAGGUCGUCUCCUUCCACAAGCUGAAGCUUACUAACAACAUCAGCGACAAACAUGGAUUCGAGCUCAUCUAUAGCCAAAGUCAACGGAUGUUGUCAAAGUUGCUGUGGCCCAAUCCAUCAGCUAGUGCGCCCAGAGACCCCCACUCAGACCAUUUGUGUGUCACGCAGACGAUCCUGAACUCAAUGCACAAGUAUCAGCCACGGUUCCACUUGGUGCGCGCCAACGACAUCCUCAAGCUGCCUUAUUCCACCUUCAGGACCUACGUCUUCAAGGAGACGGAGUUCAUAGCAGUCACAGCAUACCAGAAUGAAAAGAUAACCCAACUGAAGAUCGACAACAACCCGUUCGCGAAAGGAUUUAGAGACACCGGCGCUGGAAAGAGAGAAAAGAAUUUGUCCGUGUACCGCAGGCAGGCGCUGUUGACGGCGCGGUCGGACGCGCGUGAUGAUGAUGACGAGAGGCCUCUGGAUGUAGGAGGACCGUCCAGCCCGCCGCCGCCUCCCACCUGCUCCACAACAUCCUGGUUCAGUUCGAGCGGAGGUGUCGACUCUGGCGCUGAUGAGGCUGGUUCUGAUUCCUCGUGCUCUGGAGGUGGUCGUGCUCCAUCUCCUCCCGCUGGACCGUCAAGACCCUCGCCAGCACCGGACGUAUCACUCGGACCUCCCGUACAACCGCCCCUGCUGCCGUAUCUCUACCCGCCGUCGCUGUAUCCGCCGCCCUUCUUCCCUCACCACCAGAUGCCUCCGGGUCUGCUCUUCAACCUGCAUCCUCUUCUGCAGCAGUACUCUCUGCCCCCGCCACCGGCCCCACCGGUCCCAUCCCCCGCGCCCUCGAUUAGUAAGACUCACAGGUUCGCUCCGUAUGCCCUGCCAGGGUUAGGUUCCGCGUUCGAGCAGGUCGCUCCCCGGGCUCGCUCUCUCAGUUCGUCCCCAGCGCGGGUCGCCGGCGGGGGCUCGGGGGCCGGAGGUCGCUCGCCCCCUACGCGCGCGGCUUCCGCGGACCCUCCCGCGGAUGCGCCGUCUUCCACGACGUCCGCCACGCCGCCCUCAUCCGACCUUAAGAGCAUCGAGCGCAUGGUCAACGGCCUGGACGUGGAGCCUCAGGACUGACCGACCGCCUGUAUAUAGAGUGUAUUUAUAUCAAGCCCGCGGGCCUCGUUUUGUAUCGUUCCUAUUUUGUUUUUCUGUCGAGUUCUAUUCGGGUCGAUCGUAAUGUUUGUAAAUAGUUAAGCUUACACUAGAUGGUUGUUUAGAGUUCAUUGAUGUUCGUGAUUGACGAUCACCCAGUGACUUGCACGACCUCCCACACAUCCAUACACACAGCUAAACUAUCUAACCGUACCCCGGCAAGACGGACAUUUUGUUUCUUUAAAUUCUAAAGAUAUAUUUUUGAUACAUACAGUUACGAUUCUUUAAAUAAUAUUCAAUAUUAAAGUCUAUGGUGAGAUGGGAGCGUUCGAGGCAUUUUGUUUCGUGCAUAAUUAUUUUUUUUCUAUGUAUUACGUUACAACUACUUCUGUGUGUUGCUAUAUAGCGGGUGAGGAGUUGGACAGCUUGUAGCACAGAUUAUGCAAUGAGACGAGUGACGUCAUAUCCCGAACAAGUAGUAUGAUACACAAUAGUUACACAUUAGACACUCCACUGCAAUAGCAAUAGGUUUAGAUCACUUAUAUAUAUAAAUGAAAGGGGCUUUUAUUAUUUUUGGUUUUUAAUAACAAUUAUUAUUAUAAUAACGAGUUCAUUAUUUCAUGUAAAACUUGCAAAAUAAAUUAAACACAUGAACUUUUAUGUUAUUGUUAACAAAAUUUUCACGUCUUGUACUACGAUUGGUUGAAAUUGUUUCAAUUGAAUAUGAUCUUUCAAGUAAUUAGAAUGAUUCGGAACUAAAAAUAAGGUCCCUUUCAUUGAAAUUUCUCUAUUAAUUUGUUUUACCACUCUUUAAUAAUAAUACGAUAAAAUUUAAUAUUUACUUACUAUGUAAAUACAACUUAUAAGGUAUAUUUACGUGUUUACUAAUCAACAUAUUUUGAAAAUAUGUUUUGUCAAUUGUGCUGUGACAACAGUGUGCUUAGUUGUUUCUUUAAAUUUGUUUGAAAUUAAACAAAAAAAGGAAAAACAAAAGUAUUAUUACUGAUCUUCAUUUCAUAAAUUUAAAUUAAAUACUAAUAUAAUUAUUUUUAAAAUACUACCUACAUUCUUAUAUAAUUCGACGAAGGAGCAACUAAACUCACGCAGAAUAUAAGCGAUUGAUAAAAACCUAAUUGUAAGUUAAAAAUUGUAAUAUAUAGUUGAUAAUUAUUUAGUUAAAAUACAAAAUAUAUGAUUAUAAAUGAUUAUAAUUUUCCAUGAAAUUCAUUAUAAUUAAGCGCAUUAAUAAAAAAAAAUUUUACUAAAAUCCAUGUACGCCAUUUUAAGUUUCGAAAUGACAACACCGGUUUUUCAAUAUAACACAUUGUGGUAAAUAUUUUGAAAUUUAUAAUCAACAGGACACCGACGAUUACUUUGCUUUGUGAAGUUACAGAAACUAUUUAUUUGACAUCUGUAUUGAAACUAUUCAUUAAAAUAUAUAGAUAAACUAUUGACAAAAUCAAUAAA
Molecule: messenger RNA, 3373 nt
Organism: Danaus plexippus (monarch butterfly)
Lineage: Eukaryota; Metazoa; Arthropoda; Insecta; Lepidoptera; Nymphalidae
Gene: bi
Product: T-box transcription factor TBX3
Exons: 9
Coding region: 137-1888 (583 amino acids)
Biological process (GO): positive regulation of DNA-templated transcription; regulation of transcription by RNA polymerase II; cell fate specification
Cellular component (GO): nucleus
Molecular function (GO): DNA-binding transcription factor activity, RNA polymerase II-specific; RNA polymerase II cis-regulatory region sequence-specific DNA binding
Source: RefSeq, a predicted model, not a curated record